AUGGCUGCCCAAGGCUCUGCAACUGGAGGAACUGCGCACAGCGAUGCGGCCAGUCCUGCGAGUGAUCUCAGUACAGAUGCAUUUCGCGGAGGGAUCAAAGUUGAUCUCCUUGGCGCUCUAUCGGAGAUCAAGGUCUCUGGCUCCUUUGCGUCUUUCCGUCCCUUGGUGAGACCACCGGAUUGCGGCUUGACUGUUGACGGCGUUGGGCCUGUGAGCAUAACCAAUGACCUGCACGAGGCUCAGGCCAAGCAGAUGAUCGCAAUGGCUGCACAGGCCCCCUAUGGAAAGGGCAGCGAGACAAUCGUGGAUACCGCAGUUAGGAACACCUGGGAAUUGGAUCCCCAGCAAUUCAGAUUCUUGGAUAAUAGGUGGCAUAACUAUGUUCAGACAUUAUGUGCCUACGCUGCUCUGGAUUUGGGCAUCAAUACAACCAUCAGAUGCGAGAUCUACAAGAUGCUCAUCUACGAACAGGGAGCAAUGUUUAAGCCACACACAGACACCGAAAAAAUCCCCGGCAUGUUUGGGACGCUUGUCAUUAGCUUACCAUCCCCUCAUACCGGUGGCGACGUGGUUGUGAAGCAUUGCGGCGAGAAAAAGGUGUUCAGAACAUCACAAGCUGAGCAUUCAUCCAUCUGCUGGUAUUCUGAUGUCACGCACGAGGUUCUCCCCGUCACGUCGGGCUAUCGCUGGGUCCUCACCUAUAACCUGGCCAUUGACACCACCGUCGUGCCACCCUCAGCUGCGCUGUUACGGUCGAACAUCCAUUCGCUCCGCCACACCCUCCGAAGAUGGCUCCUGGACCAGUCUGCAGCCGAGAAACACCAGGCUCUCUACCACGUUCUUGACCACGAGUACACUCAGGCAAAUAUCCGCCUCUCGAGUCUGAAGGCCCGCGAUCUGGCUCAAGUGCGUGCACUGCAGGAGGCGUCGAACAGUGUCCCCUUCGAAAUAUUUCUCGCGCUUUUAGAGAAGGAGGAGAGAGGUGGCGUUGAGGACGAUUACUACGACCGGGGCUACCGUAAUCGCUUCUACGAUGAUGACGAGGAUGAGGAAGAGGAGGACGAGGGCUAUCAUCAUAUCAUAGACGUCUUUGACCAAAGCUAUACCAUCAAGACCCUGGUUGAUUUUGAGGGCCGGGUAGUUACGGAGAACGUGUCCUUUGAAACAGAGGAUCUUCUCCAAGAGGACUGUUUCGACGACAUGGAAGGUGAGGAAGAGUACGAGGGUUUUAUGGGCAACUCGGCCGUUGUGAUUGUUCCUAAAGAUUCUGUCGUCAACUUUUUGAACUGUGAUCAACAUUCUCGACUCUCACACGCCAAUGUCCAAUCCCUGAUUUCCUAUUGGGCGCAUAGGAGCGUGCACGGUGAAGCGCCCGAUAAUGACAUUGCCGUGGUAGAGAAACUCUGUGAUAAGGCAUGGAGUCGUUACCUGGAACCGGACAUGCGAAUAUAUGGCUUGCCCAACCCGCCGUUCGAAGGAGAAACAAUGGGAAACGUUCUGAAAGCCGCUCUGCAUCUUCAGCGAUAUGAUAUUUUUGAGCGAAACGCAUCACGCCACAAGGGGCUGCUCCCGACUGCUUUCUAUACCUGGGCGGCAAAUUUUGUUUACACACCCAACAGUGAUGACAAUCAUGUUGCUCAAAAGUUUGUGCUUCUUGAAAAAGGACUCUCGGCAUCGGUCCUCGGGUAUGGAUCGUUGACAACGCAGUUGUUGGCCGUGUACAAUUUUACUUUUGUCGCCCAUUCUAUAUUCCCCGCACCUGCGACCUGUGAAAGUCUCACGUCUGUGAAUGCUUGGGCUUGCCGAACGUUCAAAGCCUGCCUGGAGGAAAGGCUUCCUAAGCCACUGACAUCCAAGGAUGGGGAAGCCUUGUGUGAUAUCCUUCUCUAUUUCGAAGACCCCCUUGAGUUUUUUCAAAGCUCUGUUGCGCCGACAAUAAGAGACAGGCGUGAUGUGCCCGCAUUCUAUCUGGCUUUUCUAUCCAGCCUACGGAAGAAGAUAGUUUCGGAACCGAAGCUGUCUGAGAAGGGACCAUCAACGUACAGAGAUGUGGCUAAACUAUUCCUCUCAUCGGUUGAGUUUCCAGCUCUCAAAUUGCAAUCAAGGGAGUCGGACGAAACCAGGAGGUUUCGACAGGUCCGUAGCGGUGGAACUGCGGAAUCCGAUGAGCAGACCAUUGUGACUUCUCUUGAAAUACUCAAAUUCCUUGGCGAUGCUCUCAAGUUAGAUUCGGGUAGCGGCGAUUUGAUGGCUGCUUUUGCGUCGAGGUUUGUUGAGCAAGCCUCGAGACUUCCAUCCACGUCGUUUGGUUUGUGGGUGCCCGUCUUUAACAGUCUCAUUAAAGUGCUCGUCAAACAUGAGAUACCCCUCGAGACCCCCAUGUACCAGCAGCUGUUCUCGAAGUUCUAUCACGCGCUUCUUAAUAACUUCGUGAAGCGCCAGCCCUCCAAGGACAACACUUUAUCCCGGCCCGGUGUACCGUGCUCCUGCGCCGAUUGCAAUCAUCUAAACCACUUCCUUUCUAGCACUACACAGCGAGUUGGCCGGUUCGCCGUCAAUAAGAAGCGGCGUCAGCACUUGCACAACCAAAUAGAUCGUCAUCGUAUCGACUGCACUCACGAGACGGAGCGUGUUGGCAGCCCCCAGACACUCGUCAUGACGAAGACGAACAAGCAGCAUGAACAGGCUCGACGUAAUUGGAAAAUUCGAUUUGAAUGGGCGCACAAGGUGCUGGGCGACCUUGAUCAGGGCCAGCUUCUCCAGCUCUUGGGACAGGAGUAUACUGCCAUCACGCAGAUGAGGCACCUCGUCGUCGACUCACAGCCGGAGACCAGUGCGCAGGCUUCUUCGACAUCGGUCGCAGGCACGAAGCGAAAGAAUCCCAUCUGGAUUGAUUGA
Molecule: messenger RNA, 2898 nt
Organism: Clonostachys solani
Lineage: Eukaryota; Fungi; Ascomycota; Sordariomycetes; Hypocreales; Bionectriaceae
Source: the annotation of a GenBank genome assembly